ACAAGGUCUCGCUCAACCCAUGUCCUGUAUUGAGGAAGUUCUAUUCUAUCAACUACUUGUUCUAACUUUGUGACUGCUGCCUGAAUGUAUUGUCGUUCUUGUUAUUGAAUAAUAGAGAGAGAGAGAGAGAGAGAGACGAGGAUCAAUGGCAACAACGUCUUCGCAAGCGCAGGGUUAUCAUCAACCUUCAACUAUCGAAGAAGUUCGAACCCUUUGGAUUGGGGAUUUACAGUAUUGGGUCGACGAAAACUAUCUCAGUCACUGUUUCGCUCACACAGGCGAGGUCGUUUCGAUCAAAAUCAUACGCAACAAGAUGACAGGGCAACCAGAGGGUUAUGGUUUUGUUGAAUUCGUAUCGCACGGUGCAGCGGAAAGGGUUCUUCAGAGUUACAACGGAACACAGAUGCCUGGAACUGAACAAACUUUCAGGCUUAAUUGGGCUUCUUUCGGUAUCGGUGAACGCAGGCCCGAUGCGGGCCCAGAACACUCGAUCUUCGUUGGUGAUCUUGCUCCUGACGUCACCGAUUAUCUCCUUCAGGAGACUUUUCGGGCCCAUUACCCUUCCGUUAGAGGUGCUAAGGUUGUUACUGAUCCUAACACGGGCCGUUCCAAGGGUUAUGGCUUUGUUAAAUUCUCUGAUGAGAAUGAAAGGAAUCGCGCCAUGACUGAGAUGAACGGUGUUUAUUGCUCCACUAGACCCAUGCGUAUCAGUGCUGCUACACCUAAGAAAACCACUGUUUUUCAACACCAAUAUGCUGCUGCACCUGCUCCUGCACCUGCACCUGCACCUGCUGCACCUAAAGCGAUAUAUCCAAUUCCGGCGUAUACUACACCGGUGAAUACAGUUGCACCAGAUUAUGAUUCAAAUAACACUACCAUUUUUGUUGGUAAUUUGGAUCUUAAUGUCUCGGAGGAGGAGCUGAAGCAAACCUUUCUGCAAUUUGGAGAAAUUGUCUCUGUCAAAAUUCAGGCUGGGAAAGGAUGUGGUUUUGUUCAAUUUGGGACUAGAGCAUCUGCUGAAGAAGCCAUUCAGAAAAUGCAAGGAAAGAUUAUAGGUCAACAAGUGAUCAGAGUUUCUUGGGGUAGGACCCUAACUGCUAGACAGGACUUACCUGGUGGCUGGGGACAGAUGGAUCCAAGUCAAUGGAGUGCCUAUUAUGGGUAUGGACAGGGUUAUGAAGCCUAUGCUUAUGGGGCUACUCAAGAUCCUUCUUUGUAUGCAUAUGGGGCAUAUGCUGGCUAUGCACAAUACCCCCAACAGGUUGAAGGGGCUCAAGACAUGUCAGCUAUGUCUAUGCCUACCAUGGAACAAAGGGAGGAGUUGUAUGAUCCCCUGGCAAUGCCUGAUGUUGAUAAGUUAAAUGCUGCAUAUCUCUCAGUACACGGAAGUGCCAUUUUAGGGCGGUCCCUCUGGCACAAAAACUAUUCGGCAUCCUUGCAGCAAGCUUAGGAUCUAUUUGUACUGCCCGAUCAAUUAUGGGCAUUAUAUUUCAAAAUAUUCUGUAACUGCAACUAUAAAUUAUGUCGGCUUAGGUUUAAAUUGCUGUAACAUAUUUGAGUCGAUCCCAAUGGUUUUUCCUUCAACACGGUUGGGUGGUGUUAAGAUAUGGAAAUUAGCAUAUCAGUAGACAGUAGUUUUUGAUCAAAUCGAUCCCAUUGGUUGUCUUUUGAUUUUGAACAUUUGAAAAAUGUUAUCAAUAAUGUUUGCGAAGUAUAACCUUGAUUAUGAGAAGUUGAAUUUAA
Molecule: messenger RNA, 1743 nt
Organism: Gastrolobium bilobum
Lineage: Eukaryota; Viridiplantae; Streptophyta; Magnoliopsida; Fabales; Fabaceae
Product: polyadenylate-binding protein RBP47B'
Exons: 6
Coding region: 146-1450 (434 amino acids)
Cellular component (GO): cytosol
Molecular function (GO): mRNA binding
Source: RefSeq, a predicted model, not a curated record